AUGUUUAACUUUACAGGUCAGACGAAGAGACGAAAUGUCAAUUUGGGUACAUCAUCUAGAGCCUCUAAAAGGGACAUAUUACUAAAAGCCCAACAAGAAAGGGAAAGAAGAGCUGUUGAAAGGUUAGAGAAUGAUUCGAUAACGUUUAUUCAGAGUGUUAUUAGAAGGGAGUUGUCCAAUCGUGAGAUCUGUGGUGAUUGUGUUUCUAGACUUGGAGAGAUUGAUGUUUUGCAGCAUCUAUUACUUACUUUUGGUAAUAGACUGUUGAAAUAUGUUAAACAAGAGGAAUUGAAGAGAUGUUUGCAGGUGUCACAGCCUUAUAUUAGUAGUUAUUCGAAUGGAUUUGGGAAUUCUCAAAUGUUAUCUCUUUUAUCAGGUUUAGCAGAUGAUAAUAUAUUUCAAGAUAUUAUCAGUUGUUUUAACUUAUCCAUACCAUUACCGUCGCUUUUAAUUCAAAGUUUGAAGAGAUUUAUCUUAAGCACCACUUCUCUUUCCCAGGAAUCUUGUACAAUCAUCUGUGAUGUGAUUCAGAAAUGGUGCCAUUAUGAAAUGGAUAUUGUUGUUGAUCUCUACGAAAUAGAUUUAGGUUUGGCAGAAUCAUCAGAUUUAGUAAUACAAUUUUUCACAGCACUGGGAUCAAGAAAUAUAAUUCCUGGGAACCCUAGUAAUAGUUCUCUAUUUUUAGAGAACCUUUCAAUUGCAUAUCAGAGUUCUAAAGAUCUUAAAGAAAUUAUAUUAUUGGUAGCAAGGUGCUUUCAUAUCGUUAAAUAUGAAAAAGUCAAUGAAGUAACCAAAAAUUAUACUAAAACAUUAUUUGACGGGGAUUUUUGUGACAGACUAGUGACGCUAGUGGAGGAUAAAACUUAUGAUGAUAUUAAUGUUUCCACCUUGGUGUCAUUUGUCGAUUGUUCGGUGCUGUUUGGUAAAAAGGAUUCAAUUGUCAUUAAGCUUUUAUCAAGACCAAACUUUUUGGGGACUAUAUAUAAUACUCUACAAAAUUCUCAUCUGGAGGAAUACAAUGAUGAAAAUGUAAAGGAUUUAUUAUUCUUUAUACAUUUGUUGGAAACUUAUUUAUUGGUGACUACAGAUCACGAAUUGUUGAACAACUCUUCUACUUUUUCAAUUGGUAACUUGAUAGAGUUUUCCUCGAUGCUGAAAAAGUUUGUAUUUGAUCAGUUAUGGAGUGCCACAACAGUGAAAGAAGAGGUCAUGAUCACAGCAUUGUCUCUAUUAAGAAGAAUUUAUUUUAAAGAUUCAAGACUACAUUUCUGUACUUCAAAGGAAAAUCCACAGUUUUGGGUUAGUGAAGAUGAUUCAUUCUUAAGUGUCAAUGUCUUCAAAUAUCUAGACGAUUAUGAAAAAUUAUACAGAGAAUAUGCAGAUAAAAAAUUAGACAUCGAUGAUUCAAUUUCAUUUAAUUCUAAUAAUACUAUUUCUGAUAAAAUCAAGAUCUUUCAAAAAUUUAAGAAUUCAAAUACAACUUCUUAUAGUACAAGACAAUUCAAAAAGUUCGAAAUUCUUAUCAAGGCCCCAUUUUUUAUACCAUUUGACCAGCGUGUUGAUUUAUUUUAUACAUUUAUUGCUAUUGAUAAACAUCGUUUAAGUCUCGACAGUGAUAACAGCAUGCUUGAUCCUUUUUCGUUCAUGAUUUCAGAAUCAGCCCAGCCCAGAUCAUCAAUCACAAUAUCGAGAGAACAUGUAUUAGAAGAUGCAUAUGAAUCAUUUAAUCAAAUUGGUGAAAGAAUCAAAUCCAAGCUUUCUGUGACAUUUGUUAAUGAAUUCGGUCCUGAAGCUGGUAUUGAUGGCGGUGGUAUAACCAAAGAAUUUUUGACAAGUGUCUCAGAAGAAGGGUUCAAGAAUGAGAAAUAUAAAUUAUUUUUGACAAAUGAUAAACAUGAACUAUAUCCUAACUUGAAUUUAAAUCCAGUACAAUUGAAAUAUUUAUGGUUCUUGGGGAAAAUAGUUGGGAAGUGUUUAUAUGACAGAGUACUUAUUGACGUUAAAUUUACUGACUUCUUCGUUAAAAAAUUACUAAAUUAUUCAAAUCAUUUCUCAUCGUCAUUUGAUGAUUUAUCUAGUUUAGACUCUUCACUAUAUCAGAAUUUGGUCAAAUUAUUAACUAUGUCAGCUGCAGAAAUUGAAGAUCUGGAUUUGACAUUUGAAUUAACAGAUGAAUCUGAUGUAUCAAAGGUAGUCGAAUUAUUACCAAACGGGUCAUCAAUUAAAGUUAACAAGGGUAAUGUCUUACAAUAUAUAUUCCUAAUUUCAGAUUUUAAACUAAACAAAAGCCAAUUCAGACAAGUCUCUUAUUUCCAUGGUGGGAUGAGUAUGAUAAUUGCACCACACUGGAUGGAGAUGUUCAAUUCUGUUGAAUUACAAAUGCUGAUAUCAGGGGGUGAUAGAGAUAUUGAUUUAAAUGAUUUAAAACAAAAUACAGUAUAUGGUGGAUUUGAAGAAGGUGAUGUUACAGUUAAAAACUUUUGGGAAAUUCUAAAGGAAUUUGAACCUGAAGAACGUUUGAAUUUUAUUAAAUUUGUAACGUCGGUGCCAAGAGGACCAUUACAAGGGUUUGGCUCAUUAAAUCCAAAGUUUGGCAUAAGAAAUUCAGGGUCAGAUUCAGAUCGAUUACCAACUGCUUCUACCUGUGUAAAUUUGUUGAAAUUGCCAGAUUAUAAAGAUAAAAAAGUUAUGAAAGAGAAGUUAUUAUAUGCAAUUAAUUCUGGUGCAAGGUUUGAUCUAUCAUAA
Messenger RNA from Vanderwaltozyma polyspora DSM 70294, 2745 nucleotides. RefSeq names its product ubiquitin-ubiquitin ligase HUL5 (gene HUL5). The transcript has a single exon. Lineage: Eukaryota; Fungi; Ascomycota; Saccharomycetes; Saccharomycetales; Saccharomycetaceae. Bases 1 to 2745 code for a protein of 914 amino acids. Gene Ontology annotation, biological process: ubiquitin-dependent protein catabolic process; protein polyubiquitination. The record is from RefSeq and is a predicted model, not a curated record. Gene Ontology annotation, molecular function: ubiquitin protein ligase activity.